GUUAGUGAGUAAGUAACUUAACUAGCAACGCAUUGCAUCCAAUGAACAAGUUAGAGGAGGUUCGAAAGAAGAUAAAACAAUGGGAAUAUGAUUUCAAAGCUAAGAAUGAUAGACUACCGGGAAAGGAAGAUAUAAAGCAAGAGAAGAGGAUAUAUAAAUUGUAUAGUUCUUAUCGUACAUUAAAGUCACAACCAGUUAAAAUUAAAUCAGGUGAAUCUUCAGUAUCAGUAUCGACUAUAAAUAAUGAAUCUUAUAAGAGUCCAAUAAAGAAUAUUACCAAUGGGGAAUUAGGACCUACUCCACAGGCAAAUGGGAAAGUAAUGUCUAUUUUUGAUGUGAAAAUGACUCCUCCUGAAUCAUCACCAUUAAAGGAUAAACAAUCACAAUCAUUUAGUACAUUUAAAACACCUACUAAAAGGAAUAAGAAUCAGAAUAAUGAUCCAUUCAGAGAAUCAAAUUCAGUAUCUCGUCUGUUAACAGCUCAACUUAAAGAAGUUUCAGAAUCCAAUUUUCCUGUAACACCUAUAAAGUUUAAUAAUAAUGCUAGUAAUGCAUUAAUGACACCUCAAUAUUUAACCACCAGUAAACAAGAUGAUAAACAACCAUUAUCAACCCCAAUAAAACAAACUACCAUAUCAUUUCAAGUAUCCCCCACUCCCAUCAAACCAUUACGAUUUGUUACGAAAUUAACUGAAAUAGCUAAUGAAAUUAAUGUAUAUGAUAGAGAUAAAGACAAAGAAAAUGAAAAUGAAGAUGAAGAUGUAUUUCUGGAUCAUUCUGAUUUCAGUGAUAUAGAAAAUAGAAAAUAUAAAAAGAAAAAUCCAAAGAGAACUACAAGAAGAUGGAAAAUGAAACCUCGAGAAGAAAUGGAAGUGUCUACUACUAAAAUUAAAGAUAUUCAUAAGAAGAUUGAUCAAAUUAAAGAACAAGAGAAACUGUCUUUAACACACUAUCUUGAGGAUGAAAGUCAUUCCGAAUCAGAUUAUGAGUCUGAUGCCGAUGAAGAAGAUAUAACUCCAUUAAAACGUGAACAACAGGGUUCAACUAAGGGUAAAAUCAAACCAACUAUGGAAACGAUUUAA
Messenger RNA from Scheffersomyces amazonensis, 1082 nucleotides. RefSeq lists its product as uncharacterized. NCBI's taxonomy places the organism in Eukaryota, Fungi, Ascomycota, Pichiomycetes, Serinales, Debaryomycetaceae. Gene Ontology annotation, molecular function: DNA replication origin binding; single-stranded DNA binding. Gene Ontology annotation, biological process: DNA replication; double-strand break repair via break-induced replication; DNA replication initiation. Gene Ontology annotation, cellular component: DNA replication preinitiation complex. The record is from RefSeq and is a predicted model, not a curated record. The transcript has 2 exons. Bases 42 to 1082 code for a protein of 346 amino acids.